Messenger RNA from Cucurbita moschata (crookneck pumpkin), 1331 nucleotides. RefSeq names its product phytoene synthase 2, chloroplastic-like. Lineage: Eukaryota; Viridiplantae; Streptophyta; Magnoliopsida; Cucurbitales; Cucurbitaceae. The record is from RefSeq and is a predicted model, not a curated record. The coding region runs from base 1 to 1167 and encodes 388 amino acids. The transcript has 6 exons. Gene Ontology annotation, biological process: carotenoid biosynthetic process. Gene Ontology annotation, molecular function: geranylgeranyl diphosphate synthase activity.
AUGUCUGGUGUCAAUGCUAACUCCCUGCUGAGCCCCAUGCCAAGAAUUAGCAGCAGCAGCAGCAGCAGGUCGAAUGGGUGUAAGAAAUUGAGUCUGUUUUCUUGUGGGGUUUUGGCAUCCUCUGCUGCUGUAGCCAACCCUUCAAGAUCCUCUGAAGAAAGGGUGUAUGAAGUUGUUCUGAAACAAGCAGCUCUUGUGAGGGAGCUGCCUAAGAGGGAUGGAGAAACAGCUUUGGAUUGGGAUAAAACCAUACAAAAUGAGGGUAUUAGUGAUGGGAAUCUCUUGGAUGAAGCAUAUUCUCGCUGUGGUGAGGUCUGUGCUGAGUAUGCCAAAACAUUUUAUCUGGGGACACAGCUUAUGACACCGGAGCGACGAAGAGCGGUGUGGGCGAUUUACGUUUGGUGCAGAAGGACGGACGAGCUCGUGGAUGGACCUAAUGCUUCACACAUCACACCUAAGGCUCUUGAGCGAUGGGAGAAACGACUAACCGAUCUGUUUGAGGGUCGAGCGUAUGAUAUGUAUGAUGCUGCUCUUUCUGAUACAGUCUCAAAAUACCCUGUUGACAUUCAGCCCUUCAAGGACAUGAUCGAAGGAAUGAGGUUGGACUUGCGAAAAUCGAGAUACGAGAACUUCGACGAGCUUUACCUUUACUGCUAUUAUGUUGCUGGGACUGUGGGGCUCAUGAGUGUUCCUGUCAUGGGAUUGGCACCCGAGUCGAAAGCUUCAGUUGAGAGCGUCUACAAUGCAGCAUUGGCUCUCGGACUCGCCAAUCAACUCACUAACAUUCUAAGAGACGUUGGAGAAGAUGCUAGGAGGGGAAGAGUGUAUCUCCCACAAGACGAGUUGGCACAAGCUGGGCUAUGCGACGACGACAUAUUCCGAGGGAAAGUGACCGAAAAGUGGCGGAGUUUCAUGAAAGGACAGAUAAAAAGAGCAAGAAUGUUCUUUGAUGAGGCUGAGAAGGGCAUUGGAGAGCUGAAUGAAGCCAGUAGAUGGCCAGUGUGGGCGUCCUUAAUGCUUUAUAAGCAAAUAUUAGAUUCCAUUGAAGCAAAUGACUAUGACAACUUCACCAAAAGGGCAUAUGUAGGCAAAGCAAAGAAAUUGCUAUCACUUCCCAUAGCCUUUGGAAAAGCUGUGGUGGCCCCUCAAAUUUCAAAGAUGUGGUAACAUCAUAGUUUUUUUUUUUUUUUUUUUUUCUUGUGAUUACUCAACACGUGUCACGAUUCGCUCGUUGUAAAUUUUAGAUGUUAGAUGACUUCGAAGCAAAUUGACUUCACAAAGGAAAAGCUUAGAAUUAUUAAUAAUGGAACGAAAAGGUAAUUCUUUAAUUU